Molecule: messenger RNA, 3854 nt
Organism: Struthio camelus australis
Lineage: Eukaryota; Metazoa; Chordata; Aves; Struthioniformes; Struthionidae
Gene: ACOX3
Product: acyl-CoA oxidase 3, pristanoyl
Biological process (GO): lipid homeostasis; fatty acid beta-oxidation using acyl-CoA oxidase
Cellular component (GO): peroxisome
Molecular function (GO): fatty acid binding; FAD binding; pristanoyl-CoA oxidase activity
Source: RefSeq, a predicted model, not a curated record
UUACGCAGUUUUAAUCUGUGCCUUUUACAGAUCAUUGCGGACAAGGCUUCCUGCCUGCCCCAUUCGCCUGUUCUGUUCAAUCAGUGUUAGUGUUGGACAGCAUAUUGAUAUCGUUCUAGUUUUACAAUUAAAAAUAUUAAUCAUAUCCAAGCAAUAGGAGAGUAGACAGGUAGACAGGGCUGGAGGUGAUUAUAUUUACCAUAUGCAAAGCCAUCUGCUUAUUUUUGUGCUAUAUUCUUAAUGGUCUGGGCAGAUAUACCGGGGUGGUACAGAGAGUAUAUACCCGAGUAGAUCUGCGGGAGCCAGCCCAGUUCUGGACAAGAUUAAUAGCCUUAAAUCAGUACUUAGGCACCUACAUCAACAGCUGUGGCAGCCUCCAGCUUUCUGCACACUGACCCACUCGGGUAUUUGCUUUACACUUUCAGUAUACAGUAUUCACAGUAUCCAGUUGUAUCAUCACUUACUGUCAACUACCCUCACCCCUUCCAGCUCCCCAUUUCCCCUUACCCCACAUAAUUAACUGGGCUUUUAGCUAAUCAAGUCAAACAUUCUCUAUAGCAAUAACUUCAGAGUGCAUCUGUUCACUUAAUGAACCUUUAGUGUCUUUGAUGUCUUAAUGUCUGGUUCAGUCCACUGAAUAUAUCCUUAUUUAAUGAGAAUUUUCAUGGCUGCAUUCACUUUGGUAUUUCUAGUCUUAAUUCAAUACAGUUAUGGGAAAUUACUCUGAGGGUCUGCUCCUGCAAUCCAGAAGAACCCCCAGUUGGAGAAAGUAUGUAUAUUGCAUCCUUUCUUAGCUCUUCUUCCCCUCCAGUGGCUAAAGUGCAACAGAUGGAUUUCAUAGGCAAAGUGGCACUAACUACUGUAAAAGGGGCAGGAUGAUACUGAUUGACUACAGGAAGCCGCAAAACAGUGAAGACCCUCCUUUCCCUGCUUCGGUUUCUUCACACCCCAAAUGCUACAUCUGUGCUUCUAGGAUAUAAAUAUGCCCUCUUGCCUGAUAAAGAGCACUUGUUUUCUUGAUUAGCACUUUAUAAAUAGCUCUUGUGGAGAAUUAUUACUAACAGCGUAUAUUAGUACCCACAUUUUUUCUGCAGAUCUCUGCAGAAUUUCACAGAUCUAGUUGUGGGAUUGAUACCUUUAGUAGCAAGAUUGUGCCAAAAUUAGCUUUUGAAUGCCACGAUAGACAUAUCUUUCUCAUUUGAGAGACUGUUCCCAUGUCAGUAAUCAGAAAGGUUAAUCAUUAAAGAAAGUCUGGGAUUGAACUCUUGGUUUAAACUUUGAUACAGAGUAUGUGAAGUACACUGUGUCUUUUGCAGAAUUAAGAAAGAGUUUCAGCUGCAGAACAUAACUCAUUCAGCCAGUGGAAGAUAAGAUCCAAGCUCCGUCCAUUUCCCUAAAGUCCUCUGACUUGUGCACUGUUUAACCUAAGGAUGGCAUCCACUCUGGAUCUGAAAGAAGCAACUGGCAGCCAAAGUUCAUGGGAUACUUUGAUACCAGAUUUCCCUAAAGGACCGCUUUGCAAAUAUCGUAAGAAAGCUUCCUUCAAUUGGAAGGAAAUGGCUGUGUUUUUAGAUGGGGAAGAUAUCAUCCAGCACAAGAAUAAAAUCUUCUCUGCUUUAGAAAAUGAUCCUUUCUUUGCACAUCAUCCUGGCGAAGAUUUGAGCCAUGAGAAAUAUCGGGAGCUGACAUUCCUGCGCUGUAAAAGGCUCUUUGAGUAUGACUUUCUUACUCCACAAGAGAUCACAGAGAAACCAUUAAAGAUAUUAAAUAUGAUUAACUGUUUAGGGAUGUAUGAUUGGUCUCCGUGUCUCAAAUAUUUUUUACAUUGCGGUGUAUUUGCAGGUACAAUUUUGAGUGCUUCUAAGAGGUUUGCAGACUUUGUGAAACAAGUUUAUAGCAUGGAGAUUUUUGGAUGUUUUGCUCUUACUGAACUCAGCCAUGGGACUAAUACCAAAGGCAUACGAACUACUGCCACGUUUGACCGCAGCACUCAGGAAUUUAUCAUCAACACUCCUGAUUUUGAAGCUGCAAAGUUCUGGGUUGGUAAUAUGGGGAAAAAUGCUACUCAUGCAGUUGUGUAUGCCCAACUCUAUACUCCUGAUGGACAAUGCCAUGGAUUGCACUCCUUUAUUGUACAGAUUCGAGAUACAAAAACUCUCCUACCAGUGCCAGGUGUGAUGGUAGGUGACAUAGGAAAGAAGGUUGGGCAGAAUGGAUUGGAUAAUGGAUUUGCCAUGUUUCAUAAUAUCAGGAUACCUAAAGAAAACAUACUGAAUUUUGCUGGAGAUGUCACAGCUGAGGGAAAAUACUCAAGCUCUUUCAAGGAUGUUAAAGAUCGUUUUAGUGCUUCUCUUGGGUCCUUGUCCACUGGCAGAGUUCUGAUUACAUCAAUGUCCGUGACCAAUUUGAAGCUUGCCUUAUCAAUAGCCAUUCGCUUCUCAGCAACUCGCCAUCAGUUUGGACCAACUGAUGAAGAAGAAAUACCUGUUCUUGAAUACCAAACACAGCAAUGGCGCCUCCUUCCUUAUCUAGCUGCUGCAUAUGUGUUAGAUUAUUUCUCCAAAUCCCUAUUUGAGAACUUUGUAGAAUUUUAUGCAGGCUUAUUGACGAAGCAAAGGAGUCAGAGACAGGCUGAUUUGGGACGUGAGAUUCAUGCCUUAUCUGCUGCCAGCAAACCACUGUCUUCUUGGACUGCUCAGCAGGCAGCCCAGGAGUGCCGAGAAGCUUGUGGAGGACAUGGUUACCUUGCCAUGAAUCGUCUAGGUGAAAUUCGUAAUGACAAUGACCCAAACUGCACAUAUGAAGGUGAUAAUAACGUCCUGCUUCAGCAAACCAGCAACUACUUAAUGAGCUGGAUGAAUUGCAUAAGAGAGAAAGCUCCUUUCGAAUCCCCUUUUGGAACAGUAAACUUUUUGCAGAACUACCACCACAUCCUUGGCCAGAAAUUCUCAGCCAUUAGUGUUGAAGAUUGCAUGGACUCUUCAGUUCCUUUAGCAGCAUAUAAAUGGCUGGUUUGUUACCUGCUCCAAGAAAGUGAUCUAAAGCUGAGCCAGGAGAGGCAGUCUGGGCGAAGUGAUUUUGAGGCAAAAAACAACUGUCAGGUGUACUACUGUCGAUCAUUAGCCAUUGCUUUCAUUGAACUAACAGUCUUACAAAGAUAUCAUGACUACACUCAUGAUCCCAACGUACCAUCUACUCUGCAGCCUGUGCUUAAGAACCUCAGUGCUCUGUAUGGCCUCUGGUCUUUAAGUAAACAUCUGGCGGUGCUCUACCAAGGUGGCUAUGUUUCAGGCGAACAAGCUGGUAGAUUUAUUCAGAAUGCUAUUCUGGAGCUUUGCUACAGGUUGAAAGAUGAUGCCGUUGCCUUGGUUGAUGUCUUUGCUCCUCCUGACUUCAUUCUCAACUCUCCCAUUGGCAAAGCUAACGGAGAGUUAUACAAAAAUAUGUGGGCCGAGAUCCUUCAAGGCAGCAAAGCUCUGAACAGACCUUCAUGGUGGGCAGAAUUUUGUAUUAAUAAACCUGUUACAGGCAGGCUGAGGUCAAGAUUGUAAAUGAAACAAUUUGUAAGAGGCCGGAUAACACUGAGAUGGAUACCAUAUUUCAAACAUCAGGAGGAAAUGAGACCAUCUGUCAAACAUGGAAAAUGAAAGAGAUUUUCAUAUAGAGGUGCCAAGUUUUAGAAUAACUUUGAUAUCAAGUCCAACUUGAUCUCAAGGACUGUUGACAUAAUAGUGACAAGAGCAAAAGCAACACAUCUGCACAAUGUUCAUAUUUACUCAGUUAAAUAUAAAAAAUUAGGAUUCAUUAAGAUCAUUGCUUUGCAAAGUGUCUAUAAAUAAAAUGUUCCAAUAGCG